CACGGAGAAAACGGAACCUUGACAACAUUUUAGAACCCAGAGAAGCUGGCCUUGUCAGUCUUUUUGUAACCAACAUCUGUUUCGUGUCGCGAGGUGCUGCAAAAAUGAGUUUGCCUCAGGUGCUCCCCUCAUCCUGUAUGGACCCUCAUCCCUUUAGAGUAGUUUAUGUGUGACCCCCCCAGCAGCCCUGACCCCUGACCCCAGGAUGGGUAGUGUUGGCAGUGGGGUGGCGGGGGAGCAGGAGUUUGCCAUGAAGUCUGUGGGCACUAGGACCACGCUUCCCCGAGCCCCGCCUCUCUCCCGCAGUUGCCCUGCCGACCGCAGCAGCAGCGCCGAACGUCUGCCCCACCCCCCGGCAACCGUCUCCGAGGGAACGGCGUCCAGCGACGAACGAGGAAGCGUUAGCAUUGGCACCGGGACGGACACCUGCACCGGGACAGACCGGCCAAUCGGCUGUGAGCUCACUUCCACCGCCAACGUAGAGCGCUCGGUUGGGGGCGGGGCUAAUGGACACCGCGGGGAGGGGGGCGCGGAAGGUGCCCGGAGGGGACUGACCAGGACCUCCAGCCUCCUCACAGAGUCAGGACUGACCAGGACCCCCAGCCUCCUCACAGAGUCAGGACUGACCAGGACCCCCCAGCCUCCUCACAGAGUCAGGACUGACCAGGACCCCCAGCCUCCACACAGAGUCAGGACUGACCAGGACCCCCAGCCUCCUCACAGAGUCAGGACUGACCAGGACCCCCAGCCUCCUCACAGAGUCAGGACUAACCAGGACCCCCAGCCUCCUCACAGAGUCAGGACUAACCAGGACCCCCAGCCUCCUCACAGAGUCAGGACUGACCAGGACCCCCAGCCUCCUCACAGAGUCAGGACUGACCAGGACCCCCAGCCUCCUCACAGAGUCAGGACUGACCAGGACCCCCAGCCUCCACACAGAGACAUGGGAGUCAGGACUGACCAGGACCCCCAGCCUCCACACAGAAUCAGGACUGACCAGGAGAUCAACCCUCCCAAGAUCCUGCCCGUGUCUGGGAAACUGGAGCAGAACAGCUCUGGGCUUGUUCGCCCGUCGGCCUUCAAGCCCGUGGUCCCCAAGAGCUUCCACUCCAUGCAGAACCUGGUGGGCCAGAUGGGGGGGGGAGGGGAGGGAGGAGGAGAGGAGAUGCCUGAGGCCUUACUCCUGGACCAGGAGAGCCCAGUAAGGGGCCGGCGGGCGGAGGGAGGCGGGGGGGGGGACCAGGCUGGGGGCCCCCAGGGAGGCAUGUCCGACUCCCUGACCAGCCUGCCCACUUACGCUGCCUCAGGGUCCGGGCCCCCGGCCCCCCUAGUACCCCUGGCCCUUCUCAGCGCCUCUACCAGCCACAUCAACAGGCUGUGCACCCAGGCUGCCCCCCCCUCACCUGGAUACCAGAACGGUGCCUCAGACAGUGGCCACUCCUCCUCGGGGAAAAGCUCCUCAUCCAAUCAGAGGCUGAGCCACCUGGGCGAUGCGCCCGCUCCUCUACGCCCCUCCCCUUCCUCCGAUGACAUCAUCCAGGACCUGGAGGAUAGGCUGUGGGAGAAAGAGCAGGAGGUGAAAGUGCUCCACAUGCGUCGUAACCUGGACCAGAGUGAGGCUGCCAUCGUCCAGGUGUUUGAGGAGAAACAGCGUGUUUGGGAGCGCCAGAUGGAAGAGCUACGACAGAACUAUGCCUCUCGCCUGCAGCAGGUGACGCGGCGCGCUCAGCGCUCCCAGAAUGCACUGCAGGCCCAGAUCACGCGUCUGUCGCAGGACAAGCGACGGCUGCAGGAAGAGAUGGCCGCCCUGCUCGCCCAGAGAGAGGAGCUGGAGAGGAAGUGUCUGGAUUACAGGAAGGAGCAGGCCGACAUCCUGCCUCGCCUGGAGGAGACCAAGUGGGAGGUGUGCCAGAAGGCCGGGGAGAUCUCCCUGCUGAAGCAGCAGCUGCGUGACAGCCAGGCGGAGGCCAGCCAGCGGGCGGGGGACAUGGUGGGGCUGCGGGGGCAGCUGAAGGAGCUGCAGGCGCGGCUGAGGGAGCGGGAAGACGACCUGCUGGGCCUCAAGGACUCCUGCAGCGCCCGCAGCCUCCAGCUGGAGCGCUGCCAGGGAGAGCUGAGGAGGACUCUAAAGGAGGUGGUCCUCCUCAGGGAGAAGCUGGGCGUGUUCGAGGCUGAGGUUCUGGGGCUGAAGAGGGCUCUGGGGGAGCUGGGGGGCGGGGUUGACCCCGUCAUGACCCCGACCUUGGUGACGAUGGGGUUCAUCCAACCCUGGGGGCUCCACUGCCCCCGCACACCCUCCGAGGCAGCCCCCGCACCCCUCAGCUCCGACGCCCUGCUCAGCCUCCAGAGCGAUGAGGCCAAAGCCCAGAGGCAGGAGGCCCAGAGGCAGGAGGCCCAGAGGCAGGAGAGGCAGCAGUGUGAGGAGGCCCAGUGGCGUGAGGCGCAGCAGCGCCAAGAGACCCACCUGCGCCAGGAGGCCCACCUGCGCCAGGAGGCCCACCUGCGCCAGGAGGCCCAUCUGCGCCAGGAGGUCCACCUGCGCCAGGAGGCCCAGUGGGAGGAAAAGCCAGACCUGCGCAGGCAGCUGGAGCAGCUCCAGGGGGCUCUGCACCAGGAGAGGCAGCAGAGGGAACGCCAGGCGCUGAACUUCCACCAGGAGCGACACACCUGGCAGGAUGAGAAGGAGCAGGUGCUGAAGUACCAGGCGCAACUGCAGAUCAGCUACGUGGAGACGCUGCAGAAGAACCAGGUGUUGGAGAAGCAGGUUGGACAGCUAGGGGCCAAGAUGGCCACCCCCCCUUCCUCCUCCAGCUCCCCCCCACCUCCCCCUGCCCUGUCCCCACUCCUCCCCCUGCCUGCCGCUUCACUCCCUGCCCCCAUCGCCCUCACCCUCUCUCCCCCCUGCGAGGAGCAGAAGGGUGCCCCUGCCCUGCAUCAGCUGGUGCCCCCCUGGGCCGGACCGUCCCGUCUGGAGAGGAUCGAGUCCACAGAGAUCUAG
This is a messenger RNA of Hypomesus transpacificus, 2998 nucleotides long. It is a transcript of the gene lzts3b, whose product is annotated as leucine zipper, putative tumor suppressor family member 3b. NCBI's taxonomy places the organism in Eukaryota, Metazoa, Chordata, Actinopteri, Osmeriformes, Osmeridae. The coding region runs from base 206 to 2998 and encodes 930 amino acids. Gene Ontology annotation, biological process: regulation of dendritic spine morphogenesis. The transcript is spliced from 11 exons. The record is from RefSeq and is a predicted model, not a curated record. Gene Ontology annotation, cellular component: dendritic spine.